GGAAGUGUAUAGUGCAGGGCUGGGACGGUGGUGACUGCCGCACCUGUACUUGUUGCUAUGGGCUGUGCGGCGCUGUAUCCCCUGGAGGCUGCUGUGUGCAGGGGGUGAGCUGCAGCUGUCUGUCUGUCAGGAGGCUAUGGCGCCGUGCUGCUGAGCAGUGGUAGCGGUGUACAGUACCCUAUGCUGCAGUGUACACACCUGUGACACACGGGGACAGCUCAUAGACUGGUGCUAGCAGCACAUGGCCACACAUUGCUGCCUACUGUACAAGCAUUAGGUCAGUGACUACGUGCGCUGUGUCCCUCCACAAUGCCUUGUUCAUGUGGGAACUGGAGAAGAUGGAUCCGUCCUCUGGUUGUUUUCCUCUAUGUUAUAGGACUAGUAGUGGGAAUUCCUGUAUGUAUCUGGGAGCUGCAGAAAAUAAAGGUUAGCGUGCACACCAAAGCAUGGUUUAUCGCUGGGAUAUUUGUGCUUAUGACUAUACCAAUCUCUCUAUGGGGAAUUUUACAGCAUUUGGUUCACUACACACAGCCUGAACUGCAGAAACCCAUAAUACGAAUACUGUGGAUGGUGCCCAUUUACAGUGUAGACAGUUGGAUUGCCUUGAAGUAUCCUGACAUUGCCAUAUAUGUGGAUACCUGCAGAGAAUGCUAUGAAGCUUAUGUUAUCUACAAUUUCAUGAUUUUCCUCUUGAACUAUUUAACAAAUCGCUGUCCAAAUUUGGCACUGGUUCUUGAAGCAAAAGAUCAGCAGAGACAUCUACCUCCUCUGUGUUGUUGUCCAUCCUGGCCUAUGGGAGACGUGCUGUUGUUUCGGUGUAAGUUGGGCGUGCUCCAGUAUACAGUGGUUCGACCAGUUACAACUAUAAUUGCUUUGAUUUGUCAGCUGACUGGUAUCUAUGGUGAAGGAGAUUUUAGUCUAAAAAAUGCUUGGACGUACUUGGUCAUAAUUAACAAUGCCUCACAACUGUUUGCUAUGUACUGUCUUGUCCUGUUCUACAAAGUGCUGAAGGAAGAAUUGAAUCCGAUUCAACCAGUUGGCAAAUUUCUGUGUGUGAAGAUGGUCGUCUUUGUCUCUUUCUGGCAAGCUGUAUUGAUCGCACUCAUGGUGAAAGUUGGAAUUAUUUCUGAUCAACAUCUUUGGGACUGGAAAUCUGUCAAAGAUGUUGCUACAGGCCUUCAGGAUUUUGUGAUUUGUGUUGAAAUGUUCCUGGCAGCCAUCGCUCAUCACUUCAGCUUUUCCUACAAACCUUAUGUGCAAGAAGCUGAAGAAGGCUCGUGUUUUGAUUCCUUCCUUGCUAUGUGGGAUAUAUCGGAUAUCCGAGCAGAUAUAUCAGAGCAAGUACGCAAUGUUGGAAGGACAGUUUUGGGUCGACCCAGAAAAAUGUUUUUUCCUGAUGACCUGGAACAGAAUGAGCACACUAGCUUGUUGUCUUCCUCAACUCAGGACCCAGUAUCUGCGGCAUCAUCUAUGCCACCGUCUCCUUCUGGACACUACCAAGGGUUUGGUCAGACGAUAACCCCUCAAACUACACCCACAUCUGCUACAAUUCCAGAAGAACUGUACAGCGCAGAGUCCCCUGAGGUGGAGGAAGAUGUCCAGGUGCUAGCGCCAGAGCCUGAUGAGGUGGAGGUAUCACAUGUAGGCUCCUAAAUCAUAGGAAACCAUGCCAAAUGUUCUUAUGACUUGAAAGCCCCUUGUGGGGAAAAUGGUGCCCAAGUGGACAUCUGCUGCUGUAACAAAUCAAGGUCUGGAUGACGUCUAGUUUGGGCAGUUUUUGGUUUUAUGUAUUUUCUAUGUAAGCGUCUGUGUUUUUAAACUGGCUAAAGAGCGAGUGUCCAUGUAAAUAAACACCAACAGCUAAACAGAUAUUUGGACCUUUUACCCCACUACUAAAGGUAUUUUAAACCAACCAGCUCACUUUGACACUUGUACCAAAUGCAUCACAUUAAGCUCCUAUGUAUAACAUUCAGCUGCUGUGGUUGUUUUUAAAACCCAUUCUAGAUUUUACUGUGCAUAUUGGGGUGAAUAGAUUCUCCAGCACAUGUAUAUAACAUAUAGGGUAGGCCGCAGCCACAAUUGGAGAGGCUUCACCAAGAUGGGUCAACUUGCCAGUACUAGAUACAGUGCCUUUCCACCUUCCAAGCUAUCCACAGUAAUGAGGUUAUCCACUUACCCUAUGAAGCUAUUACACGACCUCUGACUUGUAGAUGGUUUUUCCUGACCUAGUGGACAACUCCUUCAAGUUUUCAGAAUAAACUUAAGCAGAGUUAUGGAUACUAGCCAGUCUCAGAAACUGCCAGAUUUAUCACAGUCUCUCAGGCUGUUUGGUAAAUCAGGCAUAUCUUUAGAUACCAGUAUUUCCCAACCAGGGUGCCUCCAGCUGUUGCAAAACUACAACUUCCAGCAUGAGUUACAGUGCCUUGCAUAAGUAUUCUCUCCCUUGGACUUUUUCCCAUUUUGUUACUGUUAUAACACCUUAAGGACGCAAGGCGUGCAUGGACGUCCGGCACCUGCUCCCGGUCUAUGAAGCAAGCUCAGGAGCUGAGCGCUCAUCAUAUUGGGAUUGUCCCUGCAGCUAUCAGCAGCCGGGACGCAUGACUAAUGCCAGACAUCACUGAUCAAGAUCAUUCCCGUCAUUAACUCUUUAGACGUUGUGAUCAAAGUUAUUUGCGGCAUCUAAAAUGCAAAAAAUCGAAUCCCAGCUGAUCGGAACACAGAUGCUGAAAUCGUGGGGUCCCGAUAAGCUGAGAGGACAGUAGGAGGGUCUCUACCUGCCUCCAGCCCAUCCGUUCAGUGCUCCAGGAAGCCAUGGCAGCCUGGCGCAUUGAAGCGAGUACAUGUAUGCACUCUAAAGAUUGCAUAUAAUAGUCUCCUAUGGGGACCAAAAAAGUGAAUUAAAGGUAAAAAAAAAAUUUAAUAAAUGUGAAUAAGCCGCUGCCAUAAAGGGGUACUCCGCCCCUAGA
This is a messenger RNA of Hyla sarda, 2966 nucleotides long. RefSeq names its product transmembrane protein 184C (gene TMEM184C). Gene Ontology annotation, biological process: transport. The coding region runs from base 310 to 1653 and encodes 447 amino acids. The record is from RefSeq and is a predicted model, not a curated record. Gene Ontology annotation, molecular function: transporter activity. Lineage: Eukaryota; Metazoa; Chordata; Amphibia; Anura; Hylidae. The transcript is spliced from 10 exons.